GCCGUGCCAACUCUCGUGGUCGUCGUUGUUGCCAGCUGUGGCAUUUCAGGACAUCCUGAGCGUGUUGGAACGUGCCAUCGCAGAAGUGCGCAGUGGUGUGGACGCGUUGGUUCCACCGUCAGAUAGGGAUCCCGCACAUCUACACACCGUGUGCUGGUUAUUUCCCUACAUCUGGCGUGUCUUGCUGGCUCGUAUCAUGGCCACAUUCAGUGACAAGCAACGCCACCUUGCUCAUCAGACUCUGUACUCCCUAGUAAGCCAGAACGUUCGAGGCCGGCUGGGCCAGACACCACUGCAUCUUGUCUGUUCAUCUUCCUCAACGCUGGUGGGACGCUACCAGGCAUGUCGUUUUCCGUCUCCCGACCUUGUGGAUAUGCUGCUGGAAGUGGGUGCCGACGUGAACGCACGUGACGACCUGGGUAACACUCCACUCCACCUGGCCGCCAGCAACCGGCCGUGUCCCCCUGCGCUGGCUAGGGUGUUGUUAGCACAUGGUGCGCACCUGGACGCACGCGACGGUCAAAGGCCGAACCUUCCGUGA
Molecule: messenger RNA, 541 nt
Organism: Homalodisca vitripennis (glassy-winged sharpshooter)
Lineage: Eukaryota; Metazoa; Arthropoda; Insecta; Hemiptera; Cicadellidae
Product: protein fem-1 homolog A-like
Exons: 2
Molecular function (GO): protein binding
Source: RefSeq, a predicted model, not a curated record